AACGAUCCAUAGUACAAAAUCACUUGCAGCGCCAACACACAUCCAGUCCAGUAAAGAGUUGUAGUUCAUCAACCCAAUCGAAAUGUUCAAAUUCGUGUUGAUCGCCAGCCUGCUGGCUACCGUUGUCCUCUCCGCACCCAUCGAUCAGGAUGAGGAGGACAGAUUAGAGUUGGAGCGCCAGCAGAACGAAAAUGCACAGUACUCCUUUAGUUCCAACAUCGACGAUCAAAUCAACGACAACCAGAUUAAAAGGACGGAGGCGCGCGAUGGGGGCACCGUCACAGGCUCGUACAGCUACACGGAUGGAUUCGUGAAGCGUACCGUUCACUAUAUCGCCGAUAAGGACGGCUACAGGGUGACCAAGGACGAGAUGCAGGAUAUUGGUGAUGGACCCCAAUUCAAUCCCGAUGGCCAGGCCGACGUUGAGGGCUCCCUCAUCGGCAAGUACUCGAUCAAGCUGGACAAGAGCGACGAGGACAAGCACUACAAGGACAUCAGGGCUUAAACCUAUACCGUACCCUGUGCUUAGUUAGAGAAUUUCUAACAUUUAGAAAUGGACUGAAUACUUCGUAAAGUAAAGUUACAACCAUCCGAACAAAA
Messenger RNA from Drosophila miranda, 600 nucleotides. RefSeq lists its product as uncharacterized. Lineage: Eukaryota; Metazoa; Arthropoda; Insecta; Diptera; Drosophilidae. Gene Ontology annotation, molecular function: structural constituent of chitin-based larval cuticle. Gene Ontology annotation, cellular component: chitin-based extracellular matrix. Bases 83 to 505 code for a protein of 140 amino acids. The record is from RefSeq and is a predicted model, not a curated record. The transcript is spliced from 2 exons.